Messenger RNA from Eutrema salsugineum, 600 nucleotides. RefSeq lists its product as uncharacterized. The transcript is spliced from 2 exons. The record is from RefSeq and is a predicted model, not a curated record. Bases 64 to 600 code for a protein of 178 amino acids. NCBI's taxonomy places the organism in Eukaryota, Viridiplantae, Streptophyta, Magnoliopsida, Brassicales, Brassicaceae.
AAACUAACACAGUGGUCUACUCCUUCACCACAUUUCUCUUUCUCUCCCUUUUACAGGAAAGCCAUGAAAGGACAGAACCAUACCUCAACAUCUUCUUGUAAUAUCCAUCCAGUAGAGUUUAUUGAAGGUGUGUGUCCUCUCUGUCUCAAUGAGAAACUUCUAGUCUUGGCUUCUCUACAGAGAAGACAACCUCCAUCUUCUUCUCCUUCUUACCAUAACAUCCAAGAAUCUUCUAAAAAGAAAAACAUCAGACUCUUCUCCUUCCUUGGCUUCUUCGAACUGCGACACCAUAAGUCUUAUCACCAAACCACCUCCACCAUCAGCCCAGAAGAUUCAUUCAUUUCGAUCAAAUUCGAAGACAACGUAGCAACUUCAUGGGAAAAAGAAAAAGAAAAUUUUCAGCUUGAAAACUGCAAGGGUUCAUGGGAUCAUCAAUAUCAUCAACAUGUCAUGCACCAUACGAAGAAGAAGAAGGAGAUUAGUUGUCAGCCCACACCACGUCCUCUACUGACGUGGAGGAAACGUAUUAGCCGGCUCGUACACGUCAUCGGUUUCAGGAAACGUCUAGCGCCAAGGUUAAAGGUGAUGAUUAUAGCUUGA